Molecule: messenger RNA, 669 nt
Organism: Suillus bovinus
Lineage: Eukaryota; Fungi; Basidiomycota; Agaricomycetes; Boletales; Suillaceae
Exons: 2
Coding region: 1-669 (222 amino acids)
Source: RefSeq, a predicted model, not a curated record
AUGGAGAUCACACACAAUCUUCUCAAGAAAGGAAUCACUUUCAAAACAUUGCAAUCUAUAGCAGUUCCAUCUCAUGCACAAUGCCCACUUCUGGAACUUCGUACAUACUCGCUUGGAUACAAGUGCCCCACUUUCACUCCUGUAUAUGCUGAUUAUGUUGUGUAUGAACAGUAUCGUCACGAGUUUAUGAAUCAGCCUCAUGCAAGAGCUGCACUUCUUCAUGGGGGGCUUGUAUGGCAGCUAGCUUUACAUAGCAUUGGUUUUGACGCACUUCCCUCAGCUAUCAAUGGCAUUUCACAGGAAGCUGUUCCAUUUGGCCUCAUGUUAUCUGUUAACGGCCAAACCUACUUUGACAAUGAGUUGUUGGAGGAGGAGGUGGAUUUUAUUUGUGGGACGUAUCACAUAUGUGACAAUGCUCGAAAUGUAGCAAAGAUUUCUUGGUGGCCCAGACCUCAGGCUUGGGCUACAUCUGGGUUGAAUGUGGGAUUCUGGUCUACUCAAUGUGAACAAUGGUUCCAGAAACACCUUGACAACAUUCGAGAUGGUGUUUCCCAAAACCGUCAUAUGUCUACCAAUGACAUUAACAGUUUAAUGACCAGCUCACAGUGGAAAACCUCUAUCAAGUUCAAUGCAGGUAUGAAUAAAAUUUUAAAUGAGAAAGAAUGUUGA